Nerophis ophidion (straightnose pipefish) is the source of this 1533-nucleotide messenger RNA. It is a transcript of the gene rnf144b, whose product is annotated as ring finger protein 144B. The record is from RefSeq and is a predicted model, not a curated record. NCBI's taxonomy places the organism in Eukaryota, Metazoa, Chordata, Actinopteri, Syngnathiformes, Syngnathidae. Gene Ontology annotation, biological process: ubiquitin-dependent protein catabolic process; protein polyubiquitination; positive regulation of proteasomal ubiquitin-dependent protein catabolic process. Gene Ontology annotation, cellular component: cytoplasm; mitochondrial membrane; ubiquitin ligase complex. Gene Ontology annotation, molecular function: ubiquitin protein ligase activity; ubiquitin conjugating enzyme binding; zinc ion binding.
UGUAUUACCAGCAGGAGGAGUCGCAAACAGCAGUUUCCUUAAUGUGGAUCCAGAAGUAGGAGUUCGGAGUUGGAAGGGGCGUUUGUUGAAACAACAUAUAAGAACAGAAGUGUCAGUGUAGCUAUCAGGACCUUCGCAGUUUCUUCACCGAGUUGUCCACCGGCAAGGGACAUGCAGGAUGCAACACGCCUUCGUUGUUACAAGAGGAGCUAGAAGCAGCUCGAUUCAGUCAUCAUUCCCUCCUGACGUCAUUACAGCAUGAACAGCACAACUUAUGCAGAUUCAGAACCGGGUGCCCGUAUAAGCGCGGAUCCCGGGCCUGGUCCUGAUGUCUUCUGCAAGCUGUGCCUCAGCAAGCACACACUUGCACUCACCACAACGCUGCGCAGCUGCAGGUGCAUCUUCUGUACAACUUGUCUGCAGCAGUAUGUUCAGCUAGCUAUCAAGGAGGGCGGGGGUGAACCUGUCACCUGUCCAGAUAUGGAUUGCAGAAACAUGGGCGUGUUGCUAGACACGGAGAUAGAUGACUUGGCUUCUGCGGAUCAAGUGGAGAUGUAUCAGCGUUUAAAGUUUGAGAGAGGUGUGAGCCUGGACCCAAGUAAAACCUGGUGCCCGCUGUUCGACUGCCAGGCUGUGUGCACAGUGCAGCUGAGUUCUGAAGGCCAGGCCGUCGCUGUGCUUUGUCCCACUUGUCACGCCAUCUUCUGUUCCGAGUGCAAGGUACCAUGGCAGGGAGGCCACACCUGUGCCGAGCUGCAGCCAAUGAUGUCACACUCUAAUGAAAGCAGCCACUCCGAGCUGCCCAUCAAACAGUGUCCAAAGUGUGGCGUCUAUAUCGAGAGGAACCAGGGCUGUGCACAGAUGGUGUGCAAAUGCUGCAAGCACAUAUUCUGUUGGCAUUGCCUGCAAAAUUUAAAAGGCGAUAUUUUCCUCAGGCAUUACGAUAAGGGGUCAUGCAGAAACAAACUCGGCCACUCAAGAGCCAUGCUUAUGUGGGGCAGAACCAAGGUGGUGGGUCUCCUUGUGGGGGUCACCAUUGUGGUGCUGGUAACUUCUCCUCUCCUCCUGCUGGCCUCACCAUAUGUGUGCUGCAUAUGCAAUCCACGAACAGCGCAGAAAAAUAAGAAUAAGAAGAAGACACAGAAAAAGAAGACAGGCAUUGGCCAACCAGACUCCACCACAUCCGAUCACCUUCAUGCAUAUGCAGGAUUUUGGCCAUGAUAGUGAUGUCAUCAACAAGUCGACAUAAUCGGUAUGAGAACCAUGCUCUGGUGUGUUUCAAUGUUGGCAGUAGAUGUGUGAGAUUGCUUCUUCUUGCACAUGCACUUCAAUCCCUCCCAUUAUGUGCCAAAAGAGAGAAGUUACUGUAGAUACUCAAGUGCCUGAGACUACUGUGCCUGCUGAUGACUUGGGUUCGUUUAUUCAAUUCAUUUAGCAUCAAAACAAUUAAUAACUUUCACUAUGAUUUGAAAAAAAAAAAGGUACUUUGAUAAUGCAAAAGAGUACACUAUCAUUUGUGUAAGACAAGUCAGG